Molecule: messenger RNA, 2150 nt
Organism: Neolamprologus brichardi
Lineage: Eukaryota; Metazoa; Chordata; Actinopteri; Cichliformes; Cichlidae
Gene: tnfaip8l1
Product: tumor necrosis factor, alpha-induced protein 8-like 1
Biological process (GO): regulation of apoptotic process
Cellular component (GO): cytoplasm
Source: RefSeq, a predicted model, not a curated record
AAGUGCCCCUCAAGUUUGAAACUUUUUUUACGAGUGGGAGGAAUCGAGUUACAACAAACUGGUAACUGAUCGCGCGGCAGCCGAGGGAAGAAAACACGCGUUCAAUAAUUUACACAUCUGUGCCGAGGACACGGUUACAGAAGAAAAACUGAACUGAACAGCAGCGAGGACGUUUCACAGCGACACGCAGCAGAACGAGAGGAAGAAAACCUCAAUAUGAAGUGACUUUAUCUGCUCUGCCAGGAUGAACUCUUGAGACUUUUCGCUCUCAGUACUAACUUGCUGUCAUCUGGCCGACCGACCGUGAAGCUGCGUAAGACUUGACCAUGGACUCCUUCAGCACCAAGAGCCUGGCCCUGCAGGCGCAGAAGAAGCUGAUGAGCAAGAUGGCUACCAAGAGCGUGGCCAGCCUCUUCAUCGACGACACCAGCAGCGAAGUGCUGGACGAGCUGUACCGCGUCACCAAGGAGUACACCCGCAACCGCAAAGAGUCCCAGAAGAUCAUCAAGAACUUGAUCAAGAUGGUGGUGAAGCUGGGAGUGCUCUACAGAAACAACCAGUUCAACAGUGAGGAGCUGAUCCUGGUGGAGAACUUCAGGAAGAAGGUCCACACUCUGGCCAUGACGGCGGUCAGUUUCCACCAGAUCGAGUUCACCUUUGACCGGCGCGUCAUGAGCGCCAUUUUGAACGAUUGCCGCGAGCUGCUGCACCAGGCCAUCAAGCGCCACCUGACAGCCAAGAGCCACUCGCGAGUCAACCACGUCUUCAAUCACUUUGCCGACUGCGACUUCCUGGCGACUCUGUACGGGCCCUCGGAGGUUUAUCGCGGCCACCUGCAGAGGAUCUGUAACGGGAUCAAUAAGAUGCUCGACGAAGGCAACCUCUGACCUCUGCCUCGGUGUUAGGCUCGUUUACCUCGACUCAUCCCCGCCCCCCACGAAGCAUUUCUUCUUUUUUUGAGACAACGAUCGUGAACAUUUUUAUUUUUCCUUUGUUUGUUUGUGUUUGCGUUUACUGUAACAUCGAAAUUCGCUUGGCAACGUUGUCCAAAGUAUAUUUCUUUUUCCAGCCUUCUUUUUAAUGAAUGUAAGACUUCAUGCUCUUAUCUCCAUAGCCUUGACAACUGUGCCUUAAAUAGCAUAUUUUAUCUUCGUUCCAAGGGCUCGCUUUCUCUCUGUCGCUUCAAAAAGGCAAGAAACCAGGCACAGGCCUCCAGCUGCAUCUGCUAAAUGGACAAAAGUGGGUCUGGGAGCCGACGAGGAGAAGAAGAGAGCGAAUUUCCAAGGACAAAAAGACGUUUUACUGUCUGUUUGCUUUUUCCUGAAAGUAGUGUUGCACUCGAUCCCAAACAAGCGCUGUACUGUAGUGAAACCAUGUGAACGACAGCAGUAAUCCUGCUCAGCCUGCAUUUUCUCGCCAUCAUGCACUGAACUCUGCUUUGCAGAGGAGCGUAGCUUUUUGUUUAUAAACCCACAUUUGCUUCCAAUAGCCUGCUUUAUAGCCACCACAACAAAGGCAAAGUAUUUGGGUCACGGGGGAAUGUAAACUCGAAGGAAUUUGAGCGCGCUGCGUGUUGUUGAUCGUCUCUGGACGCUCAUCUAGCCUGAAAAAUCACGCCCGUGCGGCGAGGGCGGUGCACAAUGUGGCACCAGGUGCAAAGAUUGCUCUGGCAUUUUGUCAGAAGGGAAUUAAACGCCAACUCGGUCGAACCGCUCGCCAUAAUGGACGCCGUUAGUCUGGGGUCAGCUGCGUUUCAGGUUAGGGAGCCUUGCGUUUAUCCUUAAAAGCACUAAAACUCCAGCUCAAAUUCUGACUGAUCCCAACUAAAAAGUGAGCAGGCAGAUGAAAGGCUGCAGCGCCGUGUCUGUGAAGAGCGCCGGGCAGAGCGCGGAGAUUAGAGCAGAGACAAACACACCACCUGAUUGUGCUCUCCCACUGCAAUUAUAGCUCCCCGCUCCGGGGCGGCGUGAUGGCCGGGAGCCGGCCUCCGUCGAGCAGCCACUCCAUUUCAGCCUCGUGUGAUGAGAUGGGGAUAACAUCUCUGUUUGCGCGAUGCCGGUCCUUCUAAUGGAGUGAAAGAUGAUGUUGUGUUUCUCCCUUACAAAGGAGCGUAUGAGUAGUUACUACCAGCCCUCUCUAACCUUGCAUAA